UGAUUCGUAAACAAAAACAAUGGAAACUUGGCUCCUCAUCCUUCUCACGUCCGCCAUUGUUGCUCUUCUCAAAGCUUUGUUCAAUCUCUUUUCCCCUUCGGAAAAGCCUCCAAAAGCUCUGCCUCCGGGCCCUUCCACUUUUCCUCUCAUCGGCAACAUCAUAUGGCUCACCAAAUCAUUCUUCCAAAUCGAACCCAUUCUCCGCUCCCUCCACUUGAAGCUCGGUCCCAUGGUCACUCUCCACAUCGGUUCUCGUCCCUCCAUUUUCAUCUUCGACCGCUCCCUUGCUCACCAGGCUUUAGUCCAAAAUGGUUCCAUCUUCUCAGACCGCCCCAAAACUCUUCCCACCAACCAGAUCAUGAAUAGCAACCAACGUAACAUCAGCUCCGGCGCUUACGGCCCGACAUGGCGGAUUAUACGGCGGAAUUUGACGUCCGAAAUCCUCCAUCCCUCACGUAUAAAGUCAUUCUCGCAUGCACGUAAAUGGGUUUGGGAGAUUCUUUUUCAUAGUUUAACGACAAAGGCGAAAACCGGAGAAUCCGUUGAGGUUUUGUCUCAUUUCCGACACGGCAUGUUUUGUUUACUGGUUUUAAUGUGUUUUGGAGACAAGCUUAGCCAAGAGCAAAUAGCAGCGAUCGAGGUUGUCGCUCGGAAGAUUCUUUUAAGCCUUGAUAGGUUCAAUAUACUUAACUUUUGCCCUAGUGUUACCAAGGUUUUGCUUCGACAUAAAUGGCGGGAGCUUUCCCAGUUACGUAAGGAGCAAGAAGAAGUGCUGAUUCCAUUAAUAAGAGCAAGAGAGAAAGCUAAACAAGAGUUGAAAAACAACGAGAGUGAUGAUUACGUUUUGGCUUAUGUUGAUACUUUGUUGGAUUUAGAGUUACCAUUGGAGAAAAGGAAGCUUAAUGAUGGCGAAAUGGUAACGUUAACCUCGGAGUUCCUCAACGCCGGCACCGAUACAACCUCCACCGCACUGCAGUGGAUCAUGGCGAACUUGGUGAAAUACCCACACAUUCAAAACAAAUUAUGGCUGGAAAUCAAAAGCGUUGCGGGGGAUAACGAAGUGAUCAAAGAAGAUGAUUUGCAGAAGAUGGCAUAUUUGAAAGCGGUGAUAUUGGAAGGACUAAGAAGGCACCCACCGGGACACUUUGUGUUGCCUCAUCGAGCGACUGAAGACACCGUCUUGGGUGGUUUCAAGGUCCCGAAAGACGGAACGAUCAAUUUCAUGGUGGCGGAUAUGGGGUGGGAUCCCGAUGUUUGGGAAGAUCCAAUGGCGUUUAAGCCGGAAAGGUUCUUGAAAACCGGUGAUUCCGAUGAGCAAGUGUUUGAUAUCACAGGGAGUCGAGAGAUUAAGAUGAUGCCAUUUGGAGUUGGAAGAAGGAUUUGCCCUGCACUUGGGUUAGCACUUCUGCAUUUGGAGUAUUUCGUGGCGAAUUUUAUUUGGAAAUUUGAAUGGAAAGCCGUUGAUGGAGAUUCCAUUAGCUUGGAGGAGAAGCAGGAGUUCACUGUAGUCAUGAAAACUCCACUGAAGGCCCAAAUCUCAGUCAGAAAGAAGACAAAUUAA
This is a messenger RNA of Hibiscus syriacus, 1561 nucleotides long. Its product is annotated as cytochrome P450 89A2-like. Gene Ontology annotation, molecular function: heme binding; iron ion binding; oxidoreductase activity, acting on paired donors, with incorporation or reduction of molecular oxygen, NAD(P)H as one donor, and incorporation of one atom of oxygen. The record is from RefSeq and is a predicted model, not a curated record. Bases 20 to 1561 code for a protein of 513 amino acids. The transcript has a single exon. NCBI's taxonomy places the organism in Eukaryota, Viridiplantae, Streptophyta, Magnoliopsida, Malvales, Malvaceae. Gene Ontology annotation, cellular component: membrane.